AUGGGCUACAACACUUGGAACGCAUACCAUUGUGACAUAGACGAGGACCUCAUCUUACAAACCGCACAGCUUAUGAAAUCGCUCAACUUGGCGGACGCUGGAUAUACUUAUGUCAACAUUGAUGAUUGUUACUCAGAGAGAAGCAGAAACGAUGAUGGUGAUAUUGUCGAAGACGCGACGAAGUUUCCGUCUGGAAUGAAGGCCCUCACAGACAAGAUUCAUAAUCUUGGACUUGACUCGGGUUGGUUCACAUGCCAGUUGUACCCUGGCUCAUUCCAGAGCGAGGCAAGAGACGUAAAACGCUUCCAUGACUGGGGCUUUGAUUAUCUCAAAUAUGAUAAUUGUGCUGUUCCAUUCGAUAACAUCACGCGGGAGAAUAUUAUGGGAAGAUACGAACGUGUGGCAGACGCCAUUGCUGAUUUUUCACUGUCGUCUGGAACACCACCCUUAAUUCUGUCCAUGUGCCAAUGGGGAAGGGAGCAAGGGUGGACUUGGGCCCGCAGAUACGGGCAAAGUUGGAGGCGUUCAAACCCUCGAAACCUUUCACUGAGGAUGCAACUUAUCGGUGGGCAAGAUCCGAACUGGCAAUCAAUCGUCAAAAUAUUAAACCAGAACUCGUUCUAUACUUGGGCAACUGAUUUCUAUGGCCAUAAUGACAUGGAUAUCGUCAGUCAUGUUCUGCGUGGUAAUGGGCCCCUAACGUACGAAGAAGCGAAGUCCCAUUUUACUGCGUGGGCGCUCUUGAAGUCACCUUUACUUAUUGGCACUCAUCUCGCUUCUGCUACCAAAGAAACCCUUGAGAUUCUGACCAAUCCAGAAAUCAUUGCGAUUCAUCAAGACUCAGUUGUAGGCACCAGCAUCUCACCUUUCCGGUGGGGCAUCAAUCCUGAUUGGGUUAGCAAUGACACACAUCCCGCACAAUAUUGGAGCGGGGAGAGUCAGAACGGGACAGUGUUUAUGCUCUUAAACGCAUUGGAUGAACCCGCCGACAUGUUCUUCAGGUUGACCGAAUCUCCGUGGAUCCGAGCUGGCAGACAAUACACUGUCCGGGACCUUUGGACACAUACAGACAACGGUACUGCAGUCCGCAACUUCACAGCUCACGCUGUUCCGCCGCACGGUGUUGUGGCAUUGCUCCUCCAAGACGCAGGCAAUGAGCCGGAUGAUUUGUGGCCGCCUUGUGCUGUGUUGGAGUGGUGCAUGAAUUCUAACGGGACUCGGAUCGACCAAUGA
This is a messenger RNA of Suillus subaureus, 1233 nucleotides long. RefSeq names its product glycoside hydrolase family 27 protein. Gene Ontology annotation, biological process: carbohydrate metabolic process. The transcript is spliced from 18 exons. Lineage: Eukaryota; Fungi; Basidiomycota; Agaricomycetes; Boletales; Suillaceae. The record is from RefSeq and is a predicted model, not a curated record. The coding region runs from base 1 to 1233 and encodes 410 amino acids. Gene Ontology annotation, molecular function: hydrolase activity, hydrolyzing O-glycosyl compounds.